AGUACAGAUCACAAAUUUACAGAGCGUUCUCUUCCUUGCCGGUCAGUGUUUUUCUUCUCUCUCUCUCUCUCUCAGCUGCACUCACUUCCUCCUAUGAGUAAUAAGAGCAGCUUCACACAAACCGGCGUGUUUGUCAGAGCGACUGACUGGCUGAGUGAGAGCAGUUCAUAAAGAAAGAGGCAGCCGGCGACAGGGACUCAUGCUCCGAUCCACAACUAUCUGAAUGUUGACUGAGGUUUCCUGCAUCCCCUUUGUUUGACACCUGUCAACUGUUCCAAAACAGAGACUUGUCGCCGUGGAGACGCUGAUGAUCCAGAAUAAGGAGGCGAGGAGGAGGAUUCCCCAAUCAGACAGUCCUGAGCAGAAGAAGAGCUCAGAGUCAGCCAUGGACCACCAGCAGCACGCCAAAGUGGAGCGGUUCCUCAAGUUGGGAUACUCUCACAGCGACAUCCUGAGGGUGCUGGAGAGCCUCCGACACGAUGCCCAGACCAACGACAUCCUGGAGGAGCUGAUCAAGACCUGCCACACUCGCAGCAGCAACAGCAGCGUCCCAAACAGCCCCAAACUGGUGCCCAGAGGCUGCAGCCCAAGUUCAAACCAGACCAGACCUGGACCAGACAGGGAACCGGCCGCUGGGUUCAGACCAGUGGUGAUAGACGGCAGCAAUGUGGCCAUGAGCCAUGGCGACAAGAAGGUGUUUUCAUGUCAAGGCCUCCAGCUGGCAGUGAACUGGUUCUGGGACAAAGGCAUGCGAGACAUCACGGUGUUCGUCCCCCUGUGGAGGAAGGAGCUGCCAAGGCCUGAGGCACCCAUCACAGAACAACAUAUUCUCCACGAGCUGGAGAGGAGGAAGAUCCUGGUGUACACGCCGUCCCGCUGUGUAAACGGCAAGAGGGUAGUCUGCUACGAUGACCGGUACAUCGUAAAGCUGGCCUUCGACUCAGAUGGCAUCAUCGUGUCCAACGACAACUACCGAGACCUGCAGACUGAGAAUCCCCAGUGGAAGAAGUUCAUAGAGGAACGGCUGCUGAUGUAUACGUUCGCCAAUGACAAGUUCAUGCCUCCAGAUGAUCCUCUGGGCAGAAAUGGUCCCACUAUUGAUGAUUUUCUCAGGAAGAAGCCAUGGACCACAGAUAAUAAGCUGCAACACUGUCCAUACGGUAAGAAGUGUACUUAUGGAGUAAAGUGCAAGUUCUACCAUCCAGAGAGGGCCAACCAGUCGCAGCUGUCUGUGGCUGAUGAACUGAGAGCUCUAAGGGACAGAGCCAAGAACUUCUCCCCUGCUUCAUAUCCGGAGCUCAGAUACACCUCGUCCACCCCUCCACCCCUGAACAUAGACGACCACAGGGCUUCACCCAGCGAGCACUCCGUCUGUCAAAGGGAUUCCAGCAGCCCCAGAAGCCAGCCGUACACCAGCCUGCACCACUUCCCGUGCCUGGACGUAGACGAAGCCUUCAGCUCCAUGGAGAGCUCCAUGUCCAGGCUCUACAUCCAGGACAACCCCUACAGUCUGGAGCAGCCACUGCACAGCUACAGCAGCGGCGUGGCGAGCUACAGCCUGGGCCACGACGACUACUCCCUCUCAGGUUCGUAUGGCAGCAGCAACCAGCAUCUCUGCCUGAAUCGAGGAGGUCUCUACCCUCAUCAGAACGGCUCGUUGUCCUGCGACUGCUCCAUGUGUGGCCAGUGCAGGUGUGGUCACCAGCAGGCCCGGCUGUCCCCCAUCAGCCACCACCAUCACCACCACCAGCCAGCGUGGAGCUCCUGCCCGGCGCUGCCGCCACAUAACAGGGAACAUCCCGCUCAUUUCUCAGAUAGCCAGUACGUCAGGCAAACCUCCAGAAGACACACCCACAGUCUGCCGAGGGACCCGUGGGUGCAGGGAAGCCUCUCGGGCCCUGUGCCGAUCAGCAGGUCCAAGAGUCCGUCCAGCGAGCAGAGGAAGGGCCUGAGGAGCCAGCUGACCACGCUGUUCCCCCAGAGCAUGGUGGAGCAGGUCAUGAACGCUUACCCACAUGUCUCAGACAUGUCUGAACUGAUUUCUCUGAUUCAGAGCUACAGAACCAACCAAAUCUCCUUCUAGACUGUAAAGACUUUUUUUUUUUUGGUGUCUUCAAACUGAGCCCACAUUGGAGUUCUCAUCCCAGGAAUGAAGUGAAAACUGAGAACAUUUCUUCAAAAGACUGUGAAUUUCAAAUCAAAUCUAUUCUUCUAGUUUGAACUCAUUACCCUUUAGCAUUAAAAAGUGACUCAGUCGGAUAAAGUCUAGAUAAUGCAGCAGACUGAAUGCUAUUUCUUUAUCCUGUGUAAAAGUGCAAUGCACUACGCUCCAUAUGAGCUACUUAUUGUAGCACUGACAAAUGUUUUAUUUAAAGCAGCAUGUGUUGUUUUCCCAUGUUGCCUCAAAGUGAGGAACGCUAUGCCCUGUAUUUCUGUAAAGAAUGUCGAUGGCAAGUUUUUAAUAUGAAUUCUGAAGGCUUGUGUUUCUGCUGUGCCUGUGGAAAACAAAGAAUACUCAAACCACUCGG
Molecule: messenger RNA, 2528 nt
Organism: Amphiprion ocellaris (clown anemonefish)
Lineage: Eukaryota; Metazoa; Chordata; Actinopteri; Pomacentridae
Product: probable ribonuclease ZC3H12D
Exons: 6
Coding region: 308-2083 (591 amino acids)
Biological process (GO): 3'-UTR-mediated mRNA destabilization; nuclear-transcribed mRNA catabolic process, RNase MRP-dependent
Cellular component (GO): cytoplasmic ribonucleoprotein granule; nucleus
Molecular function (GO): mRNA binding; metal ion binding; RNA endonuclease activity
Source: RefSeq, a predicted model, not a curated record